AUGAUCAGGGCCCUGCUGCUGUGCACACUGGUGGCUGCAGAACUGGGUUUCCGUUUGGGGUUCCAUGUGCGGCACACAGUGUCCACCACCGGGUUGCUGCUCCUAGCACUGAAGGCGCUUCCUCUCUUCACAGCCCUCAGCUGCGGGCUCCCCGCUUACCAGCCCCAGCAGAGCAGGGUGGUUGGAGGAGAAGAUGCGAGGCCCAACAGCUGGCCCUGGCAGGUCUCUGUGCAGUACAUCACCUCAGGCAAGUGGUUCCACACCUGCGGAGGGUCCCUGGUGGCCACCACCGGGCCCAGCGGACCGACCCGUCCUGCACAGCGCCUUGCCGCACCGCAGGCCGGCCCAUCUGUGACUCUGCUGAGCUCCGAGACCUACCGUGUGGUGCUGGGCCGGCACAGCCUCUCCACCGACGAGCCCGGCUCUGUGGCCAUCGCCGUCUCCGAGUUCGUGGUGCACCCGAAGUGGAACAGCAGUCUCGCCAAUGGGUACGACAUCGCCUUGAUCAAGCUGGCUGAACCCGUCACCCUGAGCUACAAAAUCCAGCUGGCCUGCCUGCCACCCGCCGGCACCAUCCUGCCCAGCAAUUACCCCUGCUACGUCACCGGCUGGGGCCGGCUACAGACCAAUGGGGCGACUCCCGACAUCCUGCAACAAGGCCUGUUGCUGGUCGUGGACUAUGCCACGUGCUCCAGCGAUAGCUGGUGGGGCGGCUCCGUGAAGACCAGAAUGGUCUGUGCUGGGGGUGACGGUGUGACCUCCAGCUGCAACGGGGACUCUGGAGGGCCGCUGAGCUGCCAGGUGGAUGACGGCAGGUGGCAAGUACACGGCGUAGUCAGCUUCGGAUCCAGUCUCGGCUGCAACUACUACCGCAAGCCGUCCGUCUUCACCCGGGUGUCCAGCUUCGUGGACUGGAUCGAUGAGCCCCGAACCCCUGUGGGUCUGCGCUUCCCCGCGACUCGGCUGGCAAUGCCUGAAGACGUCUCUGUGCAGGGUGAGGAGCUCAGCUCUAGAGGGGAGGGUGUGAUAGCCAGGUUCGGCCCAGCCAGCUCGGAGAGGCCCCGCGGAGCCCACAGCUCUCCGCUCCUCUUCCUCCACGACUGGGCGCUGCUCUUCGACCUAGGCGCUCCUGACACCGGUCCGCCAUGGGGAGGACGCGACUGCCAGCUUCCAACGCCUUGA
Molecule: messenger RNA, 1182 nt
Organism: Fukomys damarensis (Damara mole-rat)
Lineage: Eukaryota; Metazoa; Chordata; Mammalia; Rodentia; Bathyergidae
Product: chymotrypsin-like elastase family member 2A
Exons: 10
Coding region: 1-1182 (393 amino acids)
Biological process (GO): proteolysis
Molecular function (GO): serine-type endopeptidase activity
Source: RefSeq, a predicted model, not a curated record